AUGGUGGACAAAGACGACAGCUUGCAGGAAAUCAAGAACGAGAAUGUCGACCUUGAGCGCAUUCCGGUUGAAGAAGUGUUUGAGCAGUUGAAAUGCACCAAGGAAGGCCUGACAACCGAGGAAGGACAGAAGAGGCUGCAGAUCUUUGGCCCAAACAAACUCGAAGAGAAGAAGGAAAGCAAGUUCCUGAAGUUCCUGGGUUUUAUGUGGAAUCCUCUCUCAUGGGUCAUGGAGAUUGCUGCUAUUAUGGCCAUUUGUUUGGCAAACGGAGGAGGCAAACCCCCAGAUUGGCAGGAUUUUGUUGGAAUCGUGUCAUUGCUUCUAAUCAACUCCACCAUUAGCUUCAUUGAAGAAAACAAUGCAGGCAAUGCUGCAGCGGCACUUAUGGCCGGUCUUGCUCCCAAAACCAAGGUCCUAAGAGAUGGAAAGUGGUGCGAGCAAGAAGCUGCAAUUUUGGUACCUGGGGACAUUAUCAGCAUCAAGUUGGGAGAUGUCAUCCCAGCUGAUGCACGUCUCCUUGAAGGUGAUCCACUCAAGAUUGAUCAGUCUGCCUUAACUGGUGAGUCUUUACCGGUAACCAAGAACUCAGGUGAUGAGGUAUUCUCUGGUUCUACCGUCAAGCAAGGUGAGAUUGAGGCUGUUGUUAUCGCCACUGGUGUGCACACAUUCUUUGGUAAAGCUGCUCACCUGGUUGAUAGCACCAAUAACGUAGGGCACUUCCAGAAGGUAAUGUCACAAGCUACGUUUAUAAAACUAUUUGUGCUGACUGCAAUUGGAAACUUCUGCAUAUGCUCAAUUGCAAUAGGCAUGAUUAUUGAGAUUGUGGUGAUGUAUCCAAUCCAGCAUCGACAGUAUAGGGAUGGAAUUGACAAUCUCUUGGUGCUUCUCAUUGGAGGGAUUCCUAUUGCCAUGCCAACAGUUUUGUCCGUGACAAUGGCCAUUGGAUCUCACCGACUUUCUCAACAAGGAGCUAUUACCAAGAGAAUGACAGCUAUUGAGGAAAUGGCUGGAAUGGAUGUACUCUGCAGUGACAAGACUGGGACGCUUACUCUCAACAAACUUACUGUCGACACGAGCAUGGUCGAGGUGUUCAUAAAGGAUGUUGACAAGGAAAUGCUUCUUUUACUUGCGGCUAGGGCCUCAAGGGUUGAGAAUCAAGAUGCUAUUGAUGCCUGCAUUGUGGGAAUGCUAGGUGAUCCCAGCGAGGCCAGAGCAGGUAUCACGGAGGUGCAUUUCUUCCCCUUUAACCCAGUUGACAAGCGUACAGCCAUGACAUACGUUGACUCUGAUGGCACUUGGCAUCGAGUCAGCAAAGGUGCACCAGAGCAGAUUAUUACCCUCUGCAACCUCCGAGAAGAUGUGAAGAAGAAAGCUCAUGAUAUCAUUGAUAAGUUUGCUGAUCGUGGACUUCGUUCUCUUGGUGUGGCAAGACAAACAAUUCCAGAGAAAACUAAGGAGAGCUCCGGAGGUCCAUGGCAAUUUGUGGGUAUUUUGCCUCUAUUCGAUCCUCCAAGACAUGAUAGUGCGGAGACAAUUCGUCGUGCACUCCAUCUUGGUGUCAAUGUUAAGAUGAUAACAGGUGAUCAGCUAGCAAUUGGUAAGGAAACUGGUAGGAGGCUCGGCAUGGGAACCAACAUGUAUCCAUCAUCUGCUCUCCUUGGCCAAAAUAAAGAUGAUACAAUUGACACAAUCGGUGUUGAUGAGCUUAUUGAGAAGGCUGAUGGCUUUGCAGGAGUUUUCCCAGAGCACAAAUAUGAGAUUGUGAAGAGGCUACAACAAAGGAAGCAUAUUUGUGGCAUGACCGGAGAUGGUGUGAAUGAUGCACCAGCUCUUAAGAAGGCAGACAUUGGAAUUGCAGUUGCUGAUGCAACUGAUGCUGCUCGAGGUGCAUCAGAUAUAGUAUUAACAGAACCAGGACUAAGUGUGAUUGUGAGUGCUGUUCUGACAAGCAGAGCAAUUUUUCAGAGAAUGAAAAACUACACCAUCUAUGCUGUCUCUAUUACCAUCCGUAUCGUGCUGGGUUUUAUGCUCCUUGCCCUUAUUUGGAAGUUUGAUUUCUCGCCUUUCAUGGUUUUGAUCAUUGCCAUACUCAAUGAUGGAACAAUUAUGACCAUUUCCAAGGACAGGGUUAAGCCAUCUCCAAUGCCUGACUCAUGGAAGCUCAAGGAGAUUUUUGCCACCGGCAUUGUCCUUGGUGCCUAUCUUGCUUGCAUGACCGUUGUUUUCUUCUGGGCUGCUAACGAGUCCGACUUCUUUUCAGAUAUGUUUGGGGUAAAAUCCAUUAGGAACAAUAAAGAGGAACUUACAGCUGCUGUCUACCUCCAAGUGAGUAUUGUGAGUCAGGCGCUUAUCUUUGUUACUCGUUCCAGGAGCUGGUCUUAUGUUGAACGCCCAGGUCUCCUGCUAGUGACUGCGUUCAUUCUAGCACAACUUUUGGCUACUGUACUUGCUGUUUACGCAAACUGGGAGUUCGCAAGAGUAAAAGGCAUUGGAUGGGGUUGGGCUGGUGUUAUUUGGAUCUACACUGUAGUUUUCUACAUCCCACUUGAUAUUAUCAAGUUCUUUAUCCGGUAUUCUUUAAGCGGCAGGGCCUGGGAUAAUCUUCUUCAGAAUAAGACUGCUUUCACAACCAAGAAGGAUUAUGGAAGGGAAGAGAGGGAGGCACAAUGGGCAACAGCUCAACGCACCCUUCACGGAUUACAGGUUCCCGGGACAGAAGAGAUCUUAAAUGACAAGAGCAGCUACAGAGAGUUGUCAGAGAUCGCUGAACAAGCCAAGAAGCGUGCUGAAGUUGCAAGGUUGAGGGAGCUUCAUACACUCAAGGGGCAUGUUGAAUCAGUUGUGAAGCUCAAAGGACUUGACAUUGAGACUAUCCAACAACACUACACUGUAUGAGAAAGAUAGGACAACUUUAGCAUGGGAAAUUAGGAAAUAUCCAAAACUUUUUCUUUAUUGGUUUGUUCUGUAAUAGCAGAAAGCCGAGGCUUUUCCUAGCAAUUAAGUUAUGUAUAGGUUCAAACAAUUGGAGUUUCACAUGGCAGCAGCGGCAGCUAGUUCUUGUCAGCAUCAAUCAAAUAAAGAAAA
Molecule: messenger RNA, 3084 nt
Organism: Durio zibethinus
Lineage: Eukaryota; Viridiplantae; Streptophyta; Magnoliopsida; Malvales; Malvaceae
Source: RefSeq, a predicted model, not a curated record